Molecule: messenger RNA, 1665 nt
Organism: Acanthosepion pharaonis
Lineage: Eukaryota; Metazoa; Mollusca; Cephalopoda; Sepiida; Sepiidae
Source: the annotation of a GenBank genome assembly
AUGGAUUAUAUUCAUAAGUUUGAUAUUGAACUUGAUAGAGAUAUCUAUUAUGCAGGUGAGAAACUCACUGGCCAUGUUGUUGUGGUAAACACUGAAAAUCUUAAAGUUCAAGGGAUUCGUCUCACACUGCGUGGGAAGGUUCAUGUGGAAUGGAAGAUUAUGCGAACUGGGGAACGAAGGACUGUGAAGCAAGAUCAUUAUUACAUUGAUGACAAAACAGUUGUUUGGGGCAAAGACAAAAAUGAAGAAGGAAGUGUCCCUAUUCUACCUCGUGGCAACCACAGAUAUCCAUUUCAAUUUCAACUUCCAGAAUCUGCUUUACCUUGUUCUUUUGAAAGCAAAAUGGCCACAAUUCGAUAUUAUCUUAGAGUCAUCAUUGAUAUGCCAUAUGCUUCGUCUCCUCAAGGGAUUAAGUACUUUACUAUCAUUGGCCCUCAUAUUGAUUGUAUGGAUGAAAGAUAUUUGACUCCACAAGAAGCAACUGACAAGCGGAAUACAUGUUGCCUGUGUUGCGGUACUGGGCCACUUGUCCUCAAAGCUACACUUGACAGAAGUGCCUACUGUUGUGGGGAAAACAUUCGACUCAAAGCUGAAAUACAAAAUAAUAGUGAUGAGAAUGUAUGGAUAGUUUGUCGACUGAUGCAGUAUGUGGUUUUCUUCAUCAAUAAAGGUGUUUUGGGGUUAAAUAAAGAUACAUCACAUAAAGUAUUUGAAGUUGAGGGCCCUCCGGUGCUUCCUUACACAAAUGCUAGAAUAGAUGAACUUGUUCAACAACUGCAAGUCCCUGUUAUGCCACCAACACUGAUAAAUGUUUGUCAGAAUGUGGAAAUAUAUUACACACUAAAAGUAUUUCUUCGCAUGGAGAAGACAGGAGAUGUUCUUCACAUUGAUUUCCCAAUUACAGUUGGAACAAUUCCUUUUCGAAUUCCUAACAGUCCUUCCCCUGAGGUUAAGUAUGAGAAUGCAGUUACUCAUGUGGAAGGUGGUAUUUAUAUCAGUUCUGAGUUUCAAUUUGGUGGUGUUUACAUGGGAGAUGAAGAUGAGACUCCAGAAGAAAUUAUUCUCUACCGACCUGUGUAUGUUUGCAUUCCCCAUGUCAAGAUAACUUAUUCUCAUUCUGGUUUUUUGCAAGAUGACAAAGCAAAAGAGAAGAAGAAAUCAUUGGACAAUGAGAAACCAGCAAGUGUUAUUGAGGAGAAAGACAUCCCAAGUUUUUUGGAAAAAAGUGUGAUGCAGGCAACCACAGACAAAAAAGCUACGCUGAUUGACAAGGUGGCACGGGUUAACAUAGAGUCAGAAUCAUGUGAAGAGAAGUCUAAGAAGGAAAGUGGGGGCAAAUCAGAAAGGAUGGCGGCAGUAGCUAUGGUUGCAGCUACACUUGAAACAGUAAAACAGAUCAAAGUUGAUAUGUCAGGAAAUGAGAAAAAAAUUGCAGCAGGAAAGCAGCAAGCAGAAAAAGGAAAGAGUGAUGCAGUUGGAGGGUUUUCAAAUGACAUUCAACUGAUAUCUAUAGAAACAGAAGGAAAAUCUAAGGGUCAAUCGUAUGAGGAGAAAGAGAAAUCAGAUGUAAAAGCGACCAAAGAGGAAGAUGAGAAGGAAGUCACAGACAGUGAUGUUACCUUGGUCAUUGAUACAAAUAAAUGUACUGAAGCUACUACUACAUAG